ACAAGAGUUGCUGAAAUUCCAUAUUUCCCAGUUAAAGUUGUAAAUUGUUUCUUAUCUACAUACUUGGCUAUCUUGACAAGUUAUUCCCUAUCCUAAGUUACAAGAGAAAUGGUAGAUUUAUGGCCAAAACAAAAUGGAGUAUGUCCUUAUGAUGGCAACUACAGAAAGGCAGCUACUCAUAUUUGGUAUGCCAGAAAUCUCAAUAAUUACUUCCCAGGAAUGUUAAGAAAUUAUGCCAGCAGAUAAUUCUUGCCAAUGUAUGUGACUCUUUGGUGGGCUGACUCUUUUGGAUUGUUUACCUAUUGGAAAAUCGAUAUGUUUAGUGGAGCAGGAUCAAAUACAUGGGAAGAUUCAUUUUGCUGAAAUAUUAAUCAAUAAUACAUAAGAAUUAUACAAUAAUAUUUAUUUAGUUUAUA
Paramecium tetraurelia is the source of this 416-nucleotide messenger RNA. RefSeq lists its product as uncharacterized. The record is from RefSeq and is a predicted model, not a curated record. The transcript is spliced from 2 exons. NCBI's taxonomy places the organism in Eukaryota, Ciliophora, Oligohymenophorea, Peniculida, Parameciidae.